AAGAGACAGCGAUACUUAUAACACUAGUAUAUAUAUGGGGAGAAAAUUAGUAGUAGUAUUAAUGGUAGCCAAAAGGUCUCCAAGUUUAGAGGAGAUUGAGAUUUGUAAAAGAUAAGCUUUGUCCUCUUCUAGCUCUUAAUUAAAGAGUUCUCCAAUUUGCUUCUGGGGAUUACAACAGAAAAACUUUUACAGGAAAUGGAAUAUUAUGGCUUUAAUCAACAGUGGCCUAUGAGCUCAUUUGAUGAGCUAAGUGCAAUAUCUACAGCUGCUUCAUUUGGUCAGAAUUUGCAUGAGUCUUUCGCCUCUCAGCCAAUAUUAGGUCAUAAAAGGCCUAUAGAAAUGUCCCAAGUUGUUGAAGAAAGGCCACUAAAGAAUCCCAAAACUAGUCACAGCUGGAAUAAUAAUAAUUCCUAUGAAAAUGAUCAAAUUUUGAGCUCACAAUCUGUGGCUUCUCCCAACUACCAUUUGAUCAACUCAUCAAAUAAUUACACUAACCAACAAGUUGUGACAAUGAAGCCUAAGGAGGAAACAACUUUGUCAUCUAGCAGUAUAACUUUUGCAGCUGAUCACAACAAUAUGGUUUGUCAAGAUUCUUUUGCCAAUCAGAAUUACAUGUUUAAGGCUAAUAACCAUCAAGGAGCUAAUAAGAGUGUUAGUACAAAUGGAAAAUUAACACAAGCUCAAGAUCACAUCAUUGCUGAGAGGAAAAGACGCGAAAAGCUCAGCCAAAGGUUCAUUGCUUUAUCUGCUCUAAUUCCUGGACUAAAAAAGAUGGACAAGGCUUCAGUUCUUGGAGAUGCAAUAAAAUACUUGAAACAACUCCAAGAGAAAGUGAAGACACUUGAGGAGCAAACAAAGAAAAAGGCAGUGGAGUCUGUUGUAUUUAUCAAGAAAUAUGAACUUUAUGGAGAUGGUGAAAAUUCUUCAUCAGAUGAAAACUAUUCCAGUGCUACUCUACCAGUUGAUGAGCCACUUCCAGAAAUUGAAGCAAGAAUAUCUGAGAGAGAUGUACUAAUUAGAAUCCACUGUGAGAAAAAGAAAGGAAUUGUUGACAAAACUGUGGCUGAAAUGGAGAAGCUUCAUCUAUCAGUCAUCAAUACUUGUGCCUUGUCUUUUGGAACUUCUGCUCUUGACAUUACUAUCAUUGCUCAGAUGGAUGAGGAAUUUGCAAUGACAGUCCAGGAUCUUGUCAAGAAUUUGCGCUCAUCUCUUAAAAUGUUUAUGUGAAGGACGUGUUCAACUGUUGCAGUUUUCUUAAUCAUAGUGUGUUUGGUACGACGGAAGUCAUUUUUCAUGAAAAAUGUUUUCCUAAAUACUUUCUCUUUUUUCAAGUUAAUUUCUUGGAUGUUUAGGCUUGCGAAGUCUAAUUCACCCUUUUUCAAACCAUGUCUUUUGAAGCUUGUUUGCAGUGGGGUUAAUUAAUUCAUUUUGUAGGGAGGAUUUUUUUUACUACUCUUUUUUUGCAUGGUUAAUUUGUUAAUUAACCAUGUUCGUUUUAUCCACCUAUUGUAAAGACAUAGAUGACCCCAUGGCUUAGGCUUUUUUUUUCUCCUUUAUACAUGUUUUUCCACGAGGAAGGUUGAGAAAUUCAACGAAUACCAAGUGGUCGGAGAAAGGGACAAUAGAAGGUUUUAAUUUUUUUUUAAGGGUGAAGAGGCAGACUGUAGGCUUUGUAUUUGCUUUCAUUUGUCAAUGUUUUAGACAUCCUCUUGAAAUUAUCUUUUAAUUUGGAGGGUCUCUUUCGUUGUUAUGUAAUGUCAUUUCGUUUAUGAUAUGGAAUAAAGCCACAUUAUUAUCAAUAUCUACUUCUUUGA
Molecule: messenger RNA, 1814 nt
Organism: Lycium ferocissimum
Lineage: Eukaryota; Viridiplantae; Streptophyta; Magnoliopsida; Solanales; Solanaceae
Product: transcription factor bHLH18-like
Exons: 5
Coding region: 196-1227 (343 amino acids)
Molecular function (GO): protein dimerization activity
Source: RefSeq, a predicted model, not a curated record